Molecule: messenger RNA, 5895 nt
Organism: Caenorhabditis remanei
Lineage: Eukaryota; Metazoa; Nematoda; Chromadorea; Rhabditida; Rhabditidae
Exons: 18
Coding region: 1-5895 (1964 amino acids)
Cellular component (GO): myosin complex
Molecular function (GO): actin filament binding; ATP binding; cytoskeletal motor activity
Source: RefSeq, a predicted model, not a curated record
AUGGGUGACCUGCAGUAUCUGCAGGUACAGCGGGCCGCCGUAGCCGAUCCUGCGACGUUGGCGGCAUGGGCCCAGAAAAAGUUAUGUUGGGUACCAGACCAAAACGAAGGGUUCCUCUUUGGAUCGAUUAAAAAGGAAUCUAACGAUGAGUUCCUCGUGGAGCUCUGCGACACAGGCCGACAAGUAACGAUUAGCAGAGAUGAUGUGCAGAAAGCGAAUCCUCCAAAAUUCGAUAAGAUUGAAGACAUGUCAGAGCUUACAUAUUUGAAUGAAGCCUCCGUGCUCAACAAUUUAAAAGAUCGUUACUACAGCAGUCUUAUCUAUACGUACUCCGGACUCUUCUGCGUCGUCAUUAAUCCAUAUAAGAAACUUCCUAUUUACUCAGAAGACUUGAUUGAGGAAUUCAAGGGAAAGAAACGACAUGAAAUGCCACCACACAUCUUUGCCAUUGCCGAUACAGCAUACAGAAGCAUGCUCCAAGAGCGUGAAGACCAGUCUAUUCUGUGUACAGGAGAAUCAGGAGCCGGAAAGACAGAGAACACAAAGAAAGUUAUCCAAUAUUUGGCUCACGUCGCUGGAGCAACCAGAAACAAGGGAAUGAGUGCUGCAGUGGCUCAAACUAUUGUCCAGAAACAGGAUACUCGGAACCUGAUCGGAGAAUUAGAAAAUCAGCUCCUUCAAGCCAAUCCAAUCCUCGAAGCAUUCGGUAACUCGAAGACAGUGAAAAAUGACAACUCUUCUCGAUUCGGAAAGUUCAUCCGCAUUAACUUCGACAUGAGCGGAUACAUCAGUGGAGCCAACAUUGAGUUCUACUUGCUCGAAAAGUCCAGAGUGCUUCGUCAAUCACCAGAUGAACGCAGUUUCCACAUCUUCUAUCAGAUUCUCAGAGGAUGCAGUGCCCAAGAGAAAAAUGAUUACCUCUUGGAGACAGUGGACAGCUACAGAUUCUUGGUUAACCAUGGAAUUACUCUCCCGAAUGUUGAUGAUGUCCAAGAAUUCCACAGUACACUCAACUCCAUGAAGAUUAUGGGAUUCGCUGAUGAAGAAGUUUCUUCAAUUCUCCGUGUGGUCUCCGCAAUUCUUCUUCUUGGAAAUUUGGAGUUUACUCAAGAAAAGAAGAGUGAUCAAGCGAUGCUUCAAGACGACAGAGUCAUUCAGAAAGUGUGUCAUCUCCUCGGACUUCCAGUCAUUGAGCUCCAGAAAGCUUUCUUGCGUCCACGUAUCAAGGUUGGAAGAGAAUUCGUCAACAAGGCUCAAAACCAAGAGCAAGCUGAGUUUGCCGUGGAAGCAAUUGCUAAGGCUUGUUACGAGAGACUCUUCAAAUGGCUUGUCAACAGAAUCAACAAGUCUUUGGAUAGAACUCACCGUCAAGGAGCUUCUUUCAUUGGAAUUCUUGAUAUUGCUGGUUUUGAAAUCUUCACAACAAACUCCUUCGAACAAUUCUGCAUCAACUACACAAAUGAGAAACUUCAACAGCUUUUCAACAACACUAUGUUCAUUUUGGAACAAGAGGAAUAUCAAAGAGAAGGAAUCGAAUGGGAUUUCAUCGACUUUGGACUUGACCUUCAGCCAACCAUUGACCUUAUUGAGAAACCAAUGGGAGUUCUUGCUCUUCUCGAUGAAGAAUGUCUUUUCCCAAAAGCCAAUGACAAAACUUUUGUUGAGAAACUGCAGAAGACUCAUAUCAAGCAUCCAAAAUUCAUUCCAGCAGAGCUCCGUAACCGAACUGGUGACUUCGCUGUUGUCCAUUACGCUGGCCGUGUCGACUACUCUGCUGAUCAGUGGCUCAUGAAAAAUAUGGAUCCUCUCAAUGAAAAUGUUGUUGGAUUAAUGCAAAACUCUACUGAUUCAUUUGUUGCCGGAAUCUGGAAGGAUGCUGAAUUUGCUGGAAUCUGUGCUGCUGAAAUGAAUGAAACUGCUUUUGGAAUGAGAUCUCGCAAGGGAAUGUUCCGUACUGUCUCUCAAUUGCACAAGGAGCAGCUCACCAAGUUGAUGACAACCCUUCGUAAUACUUCACCUCAUUUCGUCCGUUGUAUUAUUCCAAAUCACGAGAAGAAGUCUGGAAAGAUCAACUCAAAUCUUGUCCUCGACCAAUUGAGAUGUAAUGGAGUCCUCGAAGGAAUCAGAAUCUGUAGACAAGGUUUCCCUAACAGAGUCCCAUUCCAAGAGUUCCGUCAUCGUUAUGAAAUUCUGACACCGGACGUCAUUCCAAAGAAUUUCAUUGAUGGAAAGGAAUCAGUUCGCAAGAUGAUCACUGCUUUGGACAUUGACUCCAACCUGUACAGAAUUGGACAGUCCAAAGUGUUUUUCCGAACCGGAGUACUUGCUCAUCUCGAAGAGGAAAGAGAUCUCAAGUUGACGGCUCUCAUCCAAAAUUUCCAAGCUCAGUGCAGAGGAUUCCUUUCAAGACGUCUCUACACCAGAAGACAACAACAGUCAAGUGCAAUCCGUAUCAUCCAAAGAAAUGGUUUGGCUUAUCUGAAACUCCGUAACUGGCAAUGGUGGCGUUUAUUCACUAAAGUCAAGCCACUUCUUCAAGUAACCCGUACUGAUGAUGAGAUCCGUGCCAAAGACGACGAAUUGCGUGCAACUAAAGAACGAUUGCUCAAGAUGGAACAUGAGUUCCGCGAGAAUGAGAAGAAAUUGGAUCAGGUGAUUGUCGAGCGAGCUGUGAUUCAAGAGCAACUCCAACAAGAGGCUGACAAUAGUGCUGAGCUAGAAGAUAUCCGCGGUCGUCUUCAAACUCGCAACCAAGAACUUGAGUACAUUGUCAACGAUAUGCGAGAGCGUCUGUCUGAGGAAGAACAGCAGAAUGAGAAGAACAACGAUGAAAGAAGAAAACAGAUGGAAACUGUCCGUGAUUUGGAAGAGCAACUUGAACAAGAAGAGCAAGCAAGACAGAAACUCUUAUUGGACAAAACCAGUGUUGACCAAAGACUCCGUACACUCGAAGAAAAAUUCGUCGAGCUCCAAGAUGCAUAUGACAAACUUCUCAAAGAGAAGAAACUUCUUGAAGAGAAAGUUGAAUCUCUCACCAAUCAACUUCUCGACCACGAAGAGAGAGCCAAACAUGGAAUCAAAGCCAAGGGACGUCUUGAGAACCAACUCCAUGAGCUGGAACAAGACCUCAACCGUGAACGCCAAUUCAAGUCAGAACUCGAACAACAUAAGAGGAAACUGUUGGCUGAAUUGGAAGACAGCAAGGAUCAUCUCGUGGAGAAGAUGGGCAAAGUCGAGGAACUCAAUAAUCAGUUGAUGAAACGUGAUGAAGAACUUCAACAUCAAUUGACCCGUUAUGAUGAGGAAUCUGCGAAUGUUGCUUUGAUGCAAAAGCAGAUGAGAGACAUGCAGACGACUAUUGACGAACUCCGUGAAGAUAUUGAGACUGAAAGAAAUGCUCGGAAUAAGGCAGAGAUGACAAGACGAGAGGUUGUCGCUCAACUGGAAAAAGUCAAAGGAGAUGUACUUGACAAAGUGGAUGAAGCGACUAUGCUCCAGGAUUUAAUGGCCAGAAAAGAUGAGGAAGUCAACACAACAAAGAGAGCUAUCGAGCAAAUCCAACACACGAUGGAGGGUAAAAUUGAAGAGCAGAAGGCUAAAUUCACUCGUCAAGUAGAAGAACUUCAUGACCAAAUUGAGCAGCACAAGAAACAACGUAAUCAACUUGAGAAGCAACAAAACGUGGCUGAUCAGGAACGUGCGGAGAUGGCUCAGGAGAUCGCGCUGCUCCAAGCUAGCAGAGCUGACAUCGAUAAGAAGAGAAAGAUUCAUGAGGCUCAUUUGAUGGAAAUUCAAGCCAACUUGGCAGAAAGUGAUGACCAUAAGAGAACCCUCAUUGAUCAGUUGGAGAGAAGCCGUGAUGAACUCGAUCAUCUGAAUCGUGUACGUGAAGAAGAGGAACAUGCUUUUGCCAAUAUGCAACGUCGCCUGGCAACUGCUGAAGCUGCUGUUCUCGAGUUGAACGAACAAAUUCAAGAAGAAACCCGAUUGAAGAUUGCCAAUAUCAACAGAGCUCGUCAACUUGAAGAUGAGAAGAAUGCGCUACUCGACGAGAAAGAGGAAGCUGAAGGACUUCGUGCACAUCUCGAGAAAGAAAUUCAUGCGGCUCGUCAAGGUGCAGGAGAUGCUCGUAGAAAGGCAGAAGAGGCAGUCAAUUUACAACUCGAAGAGCUUAGAAAGAAGAAUCUGAGAGAUGUUGAACAUCUUCAACAACAAUUGGAGGAGAGUGAAGCUGUUAAAGAGAGAAUUCUUCAGAGCAAAAAGAAGAUCCAACAAGAAUUUGAAGAUGUUGCCAUGGAACUCGAUAAUGUUCGUGCUUCUCACAGAGAUGCGGAGAAGAGACAGAAGAAAUUCGAAACUCAAAUGGCUGAGGAGCGAGCUGCAGUUCAGAAGGCACUCCUUGACCGUGAUUCCAUGAGUCAGGAGUUGAGAGAUAGAGAGACCAGAGUGUUGUCACUCCUCAAUGAGGUUGAUCUUAUGAAGGAGCAGUUAGAAGAAUCUGACAGAGUCCGACGAUCACUUCAACAAGAACUUCAAGACUCGAUCUCCAACAAGGACGAUUUCGGAAAAAAUGUUCACGAACUGGAGAAGGCGAAACGAUCGUUGGAAGCUGAGUUGGUUGACAUGCGAGCUCAGAUGGAGGAACUGGAGGAUAAUCUUCAAAUGGCUGAGGAUGCUCGCCUCCGUCUCGAAGUCACCAACCAAGCUCUCAAGUCUGAAAGUGACAGAGCCAUCAGCAACAAGGAUGUUGAAGCAGAAGAGAAACGACGUGGUCUUCUCAAGCAGAUCCGAGAUUUGGAGAACGAACUUGAAAACGAGAAGAGAGGAAAGUCUGGUGCAGUCAGUCAUCGUAAGAAGAUUGAGAACCAGAUUGGAGAACUCGAGCAACAAUUGGAAGUAGCUAACAGGUUGAAAGAGGAAUACAACAAACAGCUCAAGAAGAACCAACAAAUCAUCAAGGAGUACCAAAUUGAAUGCGAAGAAGCUCGCCAAGCCAAGGAAGAUAUUGCUGCUCAAUUGAGAGAGGCUGACAGAAAAUACAGAGCAGUUGAAGCUGAACGAGAGCAACUCCGCGAGGCUAAUGAAGGACUCAUGCAAGCUCGGAAACUUCUUGAGCUCGAAAACGACGAACUCGAAGAGCUCAGAUCGAAGGGAGGAGGCAUCAGUUCUGAAGAGAAGCGACGUCUUGAAGCCAAGAUUGCUCAGCUCGAAGAAGAACUUGAGGAGGAGCAGAGUAACUGUGAACUUGCCAUCGACAAACAACGCAAGGCUCAAGUACAAUUGGAACAAUUCACAACUGAACUGUCUAUCGAGCGAACGGUCAACCAAAAGACUGAAGCUGAAAAGCAAGCUUUGGAGCGAACAUGUAGAGACUACAAGGCAAAGAUCACAGAACUCGAGUCCGGUGCUCAAUCCAGAGCUCGUGCUCAGAUGGCUGCUCUUGAGGCAAAAAUUCAGUAUUUGGAGGAUCAAUUGAGCGCUGAAGGACAAGAGAAAACAACUUCGAACAGAGCUGCCAGACGAUUGGAGAAGAAGCUGAAUGAUAUGACUCAACAAUUCGAAGACGAGAAGAGAGCCAAUGAACAAGCUAAAGAAUUGCUAGAGAAGUCCAACCUAAAGAACAGAAACCUCCGCCGCCAACUCGAUGAAACGGAAGAUGAAAUCUCACGUGAACGAACGAAACAUCGUAAUGUUCAACGUGAAGCUGAUGAUCUUCUUGAUGCCAAUGAACAACUUACCCGUGAACUUAUGAACCUCAGAGGAAACAACAGAAGGCGUGCUGAUAUGCGCCUUCGUCGAGGCUUCGAUGUGCCCGGAUCAAGUGAUAAUCUUGCACGCGAAGACGAAAAUGAAUCCAAUGUGUCCGGAUCUGAACACGGAAUGUCGGUGAACUAA